This is a messenger RNA of Jatropha curcas, 1047 nucleotides long. RefSeq names its product WHIRLY 2 (gene ATWHY2). Gene Ontology annotation, molecular function: single-stranded DNA binding. Gene Ontology annotation, biological process: regulation of DNA-templated transcription; defense response. The record is from RefSeq and is a predicted model, not a curated record. NCBI's taxonomy places the organism in Eukaryota, Viridiplantae, Streptophyta, Magnoliopsida, Malpighiales, Euphorbiaceae.
AUUUUAUUAUUUGCAGAAAAAAAAAGAAGCGCGUUUCCAUAAAAAACCCUUCAGAGUUCAGACAGUGUUACUCACUCUCUUCGUCCCUCUCGAAACUUGACCUUCAAGAUGACGAAGCUAUUGCGAUUGCUGCAAUAUUCCAGGAAUUCUUUUGGAAAAUCUAUUGAUGGGAGAGAUGCUUCAAGGUUGCAUGCUCUUUCAUUCCAGGCUGGCAUUUCAACUGCUAGAGUUCAUUUUACUGAAAAAGAACGAAUAUUUGCUCCAUACUCUGUUUUCAAAGGAAAAGCUGCACUUUCAGUUUCACCUGUUCUGCCAACUUUCACUAAGUUGGAUUCUGGGCAUCUUACAGUUCAGCGCCGUGGUUCUUUGAUGCUAACUUUCAUGCCUGCUAUUGGUGAGCGCAAGUAUGACUAUUCGAGGAGGCAGUGUUUUGCUUUGUCAGCCACAGAGGUUGGGUCUUUGAUAAGCUUGGGUCCAAAAGAUUCUUCGGAAUUUUUUCAUGAUCCUUCAAUGUUAUCAAGUAAUGCUGGUCAAGUGAGAAAGAGCUUAUCAAUUAAGCCACAUGCAGAUGGUGGUGGUUAUUUUCUGUCAUUAACCGUUGCUAACAAUGUUUUAAAAACCAACGACUGGUUCAGUGUUCCUCUCACUGCUGGUGAAUUUACAGUUUUGAAGACAGCUUGCAGUUUUGUAUUGCCCCAUAUCAUGGGUUGGGAUCGGUUAACUGCUAAACUGCCCGGAUAUGUAGUUGGAAAUCCGCCGAAGGCAGAUAGGCUAGAGCCUGAGUUAGAGUGGGCUAGAUGAAGCCAUGCACAGCUAUUGGAAUGCUUUGUAGACCUAGAUAAGAUCGAAUCCUGUUUUGCUAAAUGAAGCCAUCCGUCUCUGUGUUUCAUCUUGUAUUGCUUGAAUUAUCUGCCCUUUCCCCUGUAGAUUCUUGCAGAUGGCAUAUUCAAACCAUAUGUAGGCUAUGUCUGUUUGUUUCAUGGAAAGCGUUUUUCAAUGUUCUGACUAUGGAAAUUUGGUCAAUGGAAAAUGUCUGCUUUUUGUUUA